Molecule: messenger RNA, 411 nt
Organism: Pieris macdunnoughi
Lineage: Eukaryota; Metazoa; Arthropoda; Insecta; Lepidoptera; Pieridae
Source: the annotation of a GenBank genome assembly
AUGUCAUUUCAGCACAGUACAAUGUGUGCGAGUAUUCGGAAGCUGUAUCCAGGCCCUCGGACGAGAAAGCCGAAGAAGCCGCCUGGAGAUACCAAUAAUGAUGAAAAGAGACCCAGGACAGCCUUCUCUGGUCCUCAGUUGGCUAGACUAAAGCAUGAGUUCGCUGAAAACCGGUACCUGACUGAGCGUCGACGCCAGGCGCUGGCUGCUGAACUGGGCCUGGCAGAGGCCCAAAUCAAGAUCUGGUUCCAGAACAAACGAGCCAAAAUCAAGAAGGCUUCAGGGCAUCGCAACCCUCUGGCUCUGCAGCUCAUGGCACAAGGGCUGUACAACCACAGUACGAUACCGUUGACGAAGGAGGAAGAGGAACUGGAAAUGAAGGCAAGAGAAAGAGAACAGGCCCGACAGUGA